AUGAGCCGUCUAGCUUCAUUCAAGGGGCCUUCAACGCCCACUUCCUCCCCCGUUCGUGUCAAACAAUCACAGUCACCAUACUCUCCAUCUAGACCUACCGAAUCAACCUACCACCGCAAAGUUCGAACAGCAUUGCAAGAGCUCCGCACCGUCGCCGAAACAUGGGAUGACAUCGUUCUCAUAGAUGGCUUAAAAGCCGCUAAGAGUCUCGUGGAUGCUAGAACGGAUCUUGAUAACGAACUCUCUUUACUUCCAGCCGGAUCCCAGCCAGACCAUCAUAUUGUAGGGCCGAAAAUCGCCACGAUGGAGCAGCGCAUAUCUGACUUGAAUGCGGUUAUCGAGAAGCUCAAGAAACAAUUUCAGAGGAUGAACGCAAUAGCAGAGAAUCUCGAGGCCACGCUAUAUGAAGCUCACAAGACCAAGGGAUGGCAGUGGGUCCAGGAGUCAAUGUGGACGACAUGGUCACUGGAACGUUUCGUCUCGACCAUCCCUCGCGUCCUGCCUCCGUAUCGCCGAUCCCUCGAGAUGCACAUUGAGAUUGUUGAUAUUGUCAGGAGCCAUGAGGUGACCUUUGAGGCGUCUCGCGAGGCCAUUGCGAAAUGGGUCGCCCAGCCGUAUCUCGAAGAACACAGUUGGGACGUGGAAUGGGAAGAUCUCUGUGAAGCUGAGAUUGACCGUUGGGAUGGACUUAAAUGA
Messenger RNA from Laetiporus sulphureus 93-53, 696 nucleotides. RefSeq lists its product as uncharacterized. The coding region runs from base 1 to 696 and encodes 231 amino acids. The transcript has 4 exons. The record is from RefSeq and is a predicted model, not a curated record. Lineage: Eukaryota; Fungi; Basidiomycota; Agaricomycetes; Polyporales; Laetiporaceae.